Molecule: messenger RNA, 1443 nt
Organism: Penicillium waksmanii
Lineage: Eukaryota; Fungi; Ascomycota; Eurotiomycetes; Eurotiales; Aspergillaceae
Product: putative proline utilization protein PrnX-like
Exons: 1
Coding region: 1-1443 (480 amino acids)
Cellular component (GO): cytoplasm
Source: RefSeq, a predicted model, not a curated record
AUGCCUCUCACCAUCCUCUCUCGGUCGCAGCUCCGAGAUGUGCUACACUCUCUCACUCGUGACGAGAUCACCGAGUUGCAACGAAAUCUAUCCGAGGCCUUACGCGAAUACUCGACCGGUGCCCAAGAUAAAGGUUGCUCGGCGACCUAUCAGCCUCAGCGAACGGCCAUUACUCGACAGAAUGGCUGUACCACCUUGUUCAUGCCCGCCAGCACGGGCCAGACCAUCGGAAUCAAGAUGAUCUCACUGCAGGACGGCUCCGCCGCCGGUUGUGCUGUGGAGCGUGCUGCCUUAGACAUUGCUGAUGGUGAUUCGACAUCUUCCCGCUCGCGGACUGGUUCCGUGCGCAACUCGGUCGCCUCGCUCUCCUCCGACUUGAGUGAUCUCUCCGUCGAUUCCUCCCAGGAAGAUAGCAACUCCGUCAGUCCAACACUGACAACCACAACCUCCGGAAGUGGGGGUGACAGCGCCGAUAGCUCGACACUUCUCUCUGGAUGUGUGAACCAACAACCGGUAGUCGACAACAAUGUCUCAGAUACGAUGGGCGCUUGGCCUGGAGCAGGCACCCGUGACACCUCCCCGAAGGGCAGUUUGACACUUCUAGACAGCGAGAGUCUACCCUUCGCCCUGAUAAACGCACACGAACUCACAGCCUUCCGCACCGCCCUCGCCUCUUUGAUGAUCUUCAACAGGCGUAAGAAGGUCCGUACCAUCCUGGUAUUCGGCGCCGGAACCCAAGCAUACUGGCACAUUCGACUGGCGUUGAGUCUACGCGGCGAUGAGAUCCGCCGCGUGUACAUCGUCAAUCGCUCCUUCGAGCGAGCGGCCAAUCUCCUCCGUGACAUCUACCUUCCCGAAAACACGAAGUGGCGCGGCGAUACCAAAUUCUCCGCCAUGAGCACUGACUUCGGCGAAUACAACCGAAUUAUCAAAGAGCAUGUUCGCAAGGCGGACGUCAUCUUCUGCUGCACCCCUUCGGUCGAGCCCCUCUUCCCUGCUGAGUUCCUCACAUCCCGCGAAGGUCGGCAAAAGGGUCGUCUGAUUAGUGCAGUUGGUUCGUACAAGGCACACAUGGCCGAAGUACAUCCCGAUAUCCUACGCGAUGAGGUAAACGUGUCACCGCCUCAUCGUCAUUUCCACAAACAUACCCGUCGCAGCGGCGUGGUGGUUGUUGACAGUCUCGACGCGGCCAUCAAAGAAGCAGGCGAGAUCGUACAGGCGGGAAUCAAACCGAAGCAAAUGGUCGAGCUCGGCGAGCUUCUCAUGGUCCGACACGCCACGCAGGAGGCAGCCGAUGAACAGAAGAGUUUGCGAGAGUGGGUGGAGCGCGGCAAUGUUAUUUACAAGAGCGUUGGGUUGGGCCUGAUGGAUCUAGUGACGGGUGGUGAUCUGGUUCGUCUGGCGCGAGAGCGAAAGUUGGGGACGACGGUGGAAGACUUUUAG